Molecule: messenger RNA, 3546 nt
Organism: Rhopilema esculentum
Lineage: Eukaryota; Metazoa; Cnidaria; Scyphozoa; Rhizostomeae; Rhizostomatidae
Product: cell division cycle protein 27 homolog
Biological process (GO): cell division; metaphase/anaphase transition of mitotic cell cycle; protein ubiquitination
Cellular component (GO): cytoplasm; anaphase-promoting complex
Molecular function (GO): protein binding
Source: RefSeq, a predicted model, not a curated record
UUGCGCAUGUCCUUGUUUUCUGGGCCUACAAUGGCAGUUAGCAGUUGAAAUUUUAUUAAAAUGGAAACUUAAUAAUUUUUCAUGGCUCAUUAUUGUACAACAGCGAAAAUUGUGAAAUCUUGAAAAGAGCUCGAAAAUGCUGCUUGAAGAACCUGUGCAGUUGGCUAUUUGGCAAGCCCUAAACAACUAUUGUUACAAAGAUGCUGUCUUUCUUUCUGAGAGACUGUAUGCUGAAGCACCAUCAGAUGAAACUCUUCACCUUUUGGCAACAUCUUACUAUCGCUGUGGCUCAGUAAAGCGUGCCCAUGCCUUGCUGCAGAAACACAGUCCAGUUAAUAUUCACUGCAAAUUCCUCAUGGCAAAAUGUUGUGAUGAAAUGAAAAGGUAUUCAGAAGUAGAGCACUUACUUGUUGGCAGUAUUGGAACACUAUUUACGUCAAAAGUAACAGAUAACAUUAUGAGUGAAUAUGGGAACCUUGCUGGUUAUGCUCUUCAGUUACUUGGUAAUGUAUACAGGAGAUCUGACCAGCUCAGUAAAGCUGCUGAGUGCUACAAAGCAAGUCUUCGUUCGAACCCGUUUUUAUGGACAUCAUUUGAGUCCCUCUGUCAGAUGGGUGAAAAGGUUGAUCCUCAAGAUUAUUUCAAAACUUCAAUUUCGUCAACGAAGCCAGGCGAUGGGAUACCAUAUCCCCCGAAAAUUUCAUACGGCCUGGCAGCAAAGCAACACGCCAUUUUGUCACAAUCGAGGUCAAACUGUCAAUAUGACGUAAUGUCAUCAGAGAACUUAGACCCGUCAUACGAAUCCUCAAUGACAUCAGCUCCAUUGAUGACGUCAACUGUUGUCUCAAAGCCCACCCAGAAUCAAUUAUCGAAAUCCUCAGUAGACAAUGACAUGGCCCAGGCUACCACUGCAACAAGUCGUGAACAAGUUAGAUCGAAAGUCGGCAGGAACUUGCUUGGGGCUGCAGCUACGAACAGUCCUUUAACCCCCAGCUUUGGAGUGCUACCUCAAGAUACUCCUCAAGCUGAGGCUCUUUCAUCGGAUUUCAUCACACCAUCGCCAACAACAAUUACAGAAAGUAGAAUUCCUUCUGCUCCUGCAAAGAAGCAUGCGCUGAAACGAGUGGAGGGACGAACAACCCGAUCCGGGUUCACAGGAAUCGCACCGGGACCGAGCAAGAUGCAGAACGUCGGUUCUUCCACGCCGACGUUGAUGACACCCUCGCCUACCACUACUUCAAUCGGAAUCAGCAACAUCGGGCUGAGAAGGAGCAGUAGACUGUUUGGAAAUGCUACUGGGACUCAUAGCUCAUCCAAGGAGCCAAAAAAACCCAGCAAGGUGCAGUUUUCUGAAUCGGCGAAAACAACAAGCAACACAAGGAGGACCAAGCAGACGAGAAGAACAAGAAUUUCAAUGCCGCAGCCCCUUACCCCAGCAACGGAGAACAUCCAACCAGGAUUAACACCCCAGAAUGAAGAGGAUGUCGAGGCCAAAGAAGGAGUGAAAAUUGAUAGAUUUUCGAUUUCACCAAUAAAAACUAGCACAGAUGGAUUGAUGCAGCUGCUGCAAGAAAUCGGCAAGGCAUACGCUGCUCUUGCUUCGUUCGAUUGUAAAAAGGCUGUUGCCUUAUUCGAGGCACUUCCUCCGCACCAGCUAAAUACUUGUUGGGUAUUGCAACAAAUAGGAACUGCGUACUUCGAAAUGACUGAUUACCAUCAGGCUGAACAAAAGUUCAGUGAGCUUCGCACUCUCGAUAAAUUUCACAUGGGUGGAAUGGACGUGUAUUCAACUUUACUCUGGUUUAUGAAGAAAGAAGGAUCGUUGUCUUCAGUCGCAUUGGACCUGGUCGAACUUGAUCGUUCUUCACCCGAAGCAUGGUGUGCGAUGGGCAACUGCUUUAGUUUACAAAAGGAGCACGACUCGGCCAUCAAGUUUCUGCAAAGAUCAAUUCAACUUGAUCCGGAUUUCACUUACGCGUACACUCUGCUCGGCCACGAGUAUGUCCUUACUGAAGAACUCGACAAGGGCAUGUCCUGCUUCCGGACCUCAAUUCGUCUUGAUAGCAGGCACUAUAAUGCGUGGUACGGCAUCGCAAUGAUCUGCUACAAACAGGAGAAUUACCACAUAGCAGAGAAGCAUUUCUUGAGAUCGCUUCAGAUAAACCCAAAGCAUUCGGUUCUUCUAUGUCAUUUAGCUGUGACUCAGCAUGCGAUGAAAAAGCCCCAUCAAGCUUUGAAAACUGUGAAUAAGGCACUGCAUUUUAUGCCAAAGAACGCACUUUGCAAAUACCACAAAGCCUCAUUUCUUUACACCCUUGACCGAUACGAGGAAGCUCUUGGUGAAUUAGAAGAACUGAGGAAGAUUGUUCCUAGAGAAGCGUUAGUGUAUUUCUUGUUUGGAAAGAUUUAUAGGAAGCUGGGUCAAGUACAUCUAGCUCAAAUGAACUUUUCAUGGGCCAUGAGCUUAGACCCGCAGGGUGCUAACAGCAUGAUAAAAGAGGCAAGGUAUAUUCAAGAAGAGGACGAUGAUUUCAAUCCUCCUCCCUUUACCCUUGAUGACACCCAAACGUCAAUGGAUCAAGAUGAAGACAUGUCGGAACUUGAUGCUCAUGAAGAAACAGAACUUAAUGAUAGUAGUAAUAGCAAUAGUUUUGUAUAGAUAAUGACAAUUGUAGAUUAAAAUAACUCGUUUACUUUAAGUGAAUUGCUCCCAAAUGCAAGCAAUAAUCGAUAGAUCUGUGUACUCCUUCAAAUUGCCUGAGCAUUAAUUUAUCAGCAGAAUCGCAAAAAUACAAACUGUUAAACUGCUCAGCGAUUUUAAACAUAAUUUUGCCAUUCCUUGUUAUUAGUGUGUACUAUUUUUUUUCUAAACAAGUGAAUACUAAUUUAAUUUUGGGUUAAAUAAGCUGACGUAUGUUUCCACAACUUUCUGUACAUGCUCCGUUUCAUAAUAACUCAAAUGCUGAUUUUGUUUUUAUUAUUUUAAAACUUGGGUUUUGUCUUUUUCAUCAUAUGAGAAGUCUUGAAAGGAAUGUAUUUUAAGUUUUGUUGCAGUUUAUUUGAAUAAACCAAACGAUUCCUCGUGUUUUAAACAGCUGUAGUAAAGUUAUGUAUACUUGCUGCAUCUGAAGUUAAUGGUGGCGACAUUAUUAAAUCAACAGCCCCCAAAUUUGUUAAAUCAAGCCUUGAAUGUUGAUGACGGAAUAUUUCGUUACAUGUAGCAAAAAUUGCACUUGACAAUGAAACUUAAAUUCAGAUAUUCAAGUUGCUUUCAUUCUCUAAUUGGCUUCGAUAAGAUGAUCCUUAUAAUUAACUCACAUCACCUUUUCUAGCGGCAAUCAAGUCUUUCCAUUGAUUUCGAAUAAGAUUUGGGUUAGCGAUAGUAAAUCUGUCAUCUGUCUAUCAUAUCUACAUUUGAAUACAUUUUUGCUUAAUUUCCGUUUAACCUUCUGUCGUUGUCAUGUUGUUUUGCUUUGUUCAAUAAUUGUAGCAUACAUCUUUCACAAAUGAAUCUUCAUUUGUCAGAGACGAACAUGUUUCUCGUAA